Messenger RNA from Spinacia oleracea (spinach), 2913 nucleotides. Its product is annotated as MND1-interacting protein 1. The transcript is spliced from 2 exons. The record is from RefSeq and is a predicted model, not a curated record. The coding region runs from base 366 to 2612 and encodes 748 amino acids. Lineage: Eukaryota; Viridiplantae; Streptophyta; Magnoliopsida; Caryophyllales; Amaranthaceae.
CACUCACCAACCCAUUUGCCCACAUAUAUAUUCUCUCUCGUUCGUAUACCCUCUCACGCACACUUUUGCGGGGUUUGUCCAUGCGCAGCUUCAUACAACAUCGGACCACAAAUUAGUUGAAGAUCCUCUCAUCUGUGAGUUCAUUCAUUCGCCUCAAUUUGAAUUUCCCCAAACUUUAUUUUCAAUUUCUCUUUUAUAUAAAUCCCCCUGUAAUUCCGUCCAAUUUGCAUCAAAUUGGAAGAAAUUGCAUAAAGAAAUUCAAUCUUUGUUCUUUUUGAUUGAAUCUUUAUUGUUUUUGCCCCUUUUUAGCUCAGUCCAAAUAGUGGGGUUUUUCUUUUUGUAAUUUAUAAUUUUCUGUUGAAAAAAUGGGCUGUACUGUGAGGGAAAAGCACAUUAGAACGAGUAGAAGAUCACGAUCGAUGAAACCCACAAACACAGAUGUUGAUAAUCUUCAUCAUCAUCAAAAUGCUUUUAUUGAAAGUGUUUUUAAUGAAAGAAAUUCAGCACUAGCUAAAUCUGUGCUUGAAUCUGGGUUUAAACCAUGGGCAUUUAACAUGGGUUUUAAUGAUUCUAUGCAAAAUAGUGUUUCAAACCCUAAUAAUAACAAUAACUCUAACCCAAAUUCUAGUAAUACCCAGAGCCCUAGUUUUGAAGAGUGUGGAUGGGGUUAUUGUACCGAGGAUCAAUUAGAGGAAAUUUUGUUGAAGCAAUUGGAGUUUUUGUAUAACGAGGCGGUUUCAAAGCUUAUUGCUUUAGGGUAUAAUGAGGAGGUUGCGUUGAAAGGGGUGUUGAAGAAUGGGCAUUGCUAUGGGAGUAUGGAUGUCUUGACUAAUAUCUUGCAAAAUACAUUGGCUUAUUUAAAUAGUGGGUGUUGUGGAAAUGAUGGGGGUCCUGAGCAGUCCGACCUUAUUUUUCCGGAUUUGACCAAUUUGGAGGAGUAUUCCCUCGCGGGUAUGAUUUGUUUGUUGCAGCAAGUUCGCCCCAAUUUGAGUCGAGGUGAUGCAAUGUGGUGCCUUCUUAUGAGUGAUCUCCAUGUGGGUAGGGCGAGUACUAUUGAAAUUCCUAUGCUUUCCUCACCUAGUAAUGUGUGUGGUAGUAAUGCAGUGAAAAGUGCGGAAAGUGUUAGUACCAAACCACCCUCUGGCUCUGGAGUUAGUGUCACCCCUGGGUUGUGUAAAUUCCAUGGGGGUUGGGGUUUCGGAAAUGGACCUGAUUCGGACCUUCCUGUUAGUGGGUUUGGUGGACUUUUCUCGUGUUCAGAAGCGAGCAUUGAGAGAGAGAUUGAUUUUGCUAAGAGGUUUAAUCUCAAUCCUUCUUUGAAGUCCUUGUUGAAGAGGAAUGUUGCAGCGUUUGCUGCUGGGUACCGCUCUAAACAGAAGUUACAAGUUCAACCUCAACCUUGUACUAGCCCUGCAGUUAGUGGGAAUUCAUCAAAAGAAACCGUACCAGCUGUUGAUGUGCCAAGUGAGCCGUGUGUGGAAUCUAAUGAUAACAACCAAGACAAUGUGAAUUCUAUCAUGAGUAAAUUUCGAGAUUUGAAUCUUGGUGAAAAUUUAGAGAGUGUUACGGAGGAACAGAAGGAUGAUAUGAUUGUAACUUUGUUGCAUCAAGUGAAGGAUUUAGAGAAGCAGGUGAAUGAGCGUAAGGAAUGGGCUCACCAGAAGGCGAUGCAAGCUGCUAGAAAGCUUAGCAGUGAUUUGACAGAACUUAAGACAUUAAGAACUGAGAGGGAGGAGACUCAGAGGGUAAAAAAGGGUAAGCAAACCCUGGAAGAUUCAACAAUGAAGAGGUUAUCUGAAAUGGAGAAUGCACUGAGGAAGGCUAGCGGUGAGGUUGACCGUGCAAAUGCAGCUGUUAGACAGCUCGAGGUUGAGAAUGCGGAAAUUAGAGCUGAAAUGGAGGCUUCUAAGUUGAGUGCAUCAGAGUCAGUCACAACGUGUUUGGAGGUUGCAAAGCGAGAGAAGAAGUGUUUGAAAAGACUCCUGGCGUGGGAGAAACAGAAAAUGAAGAUGCAGGAGGAAAUUGCUGCUGAAAAACAGAAGAUUUCUGACUUGCAACAGCAGUUUCUGCAGAUUAUUGCAGCUCAAAAGGAAGCUGAGGCAAAGUGGAAGAAGGAAGUGAAGGAAAAGGAUCUUGCAGUGACCCAAGUGGAGGAAGAAAGGCGUUCCAAAGAAGCAACAGAGGGAAACAACAAAAGAAAGGUUGAAGCCUUGCGUUUAAGGAUAGAUAUAGACUUCCAGCGUCACAAGGAUGAUCUCCAAAGGCUCGAGCAGGAACUUUCCCGCCUUAAAGCAAGUAGUGCACAUCUCAUUGAACCAAAUCAUGAUUCAUCAGACGCUUUUGUUACAGGUAUCCCGAAAAAUGAAGGGGAAACUAUUGCAAGGCUUCUUCUUCGGGAAUUGGAUGAACCCGAGAAGGAAGAAGGGUCAGAAUCAGAGAGAGAGUGCUUGAUUUGUAUGAAAGAGGAAGUCUCUGUUGUUUUCCUUCCUUGCGCGCAUCAAGUAAUGUGUGCGAAUUGUGGCGAGGAUUAUGGAAAGAAGGGUAAAGAGACUUGCCCGUGUUGCCGGUGUCCCAUUGAACAGAGGAUACGUGUGUUUGGUGCCAGCUCAUAGACGCGUUCACACAGUUUGUUGCUGAACUUUUUACAGCACAGCGAAGAACUUUUACCGGUGAUUGCAAAUCUGCAGGAAAACUUGUAUGUAAAUAAAUAAAAACCGUUAAUGUGGUUCUGUUUUCAAAAUAUUGAAGCAUGAAAUGCUAUGAAAUAAGUCACUGGGAAGGUGUUUCGACAUGGUUUACCAGUUACCAGUUUGUCUGACUAUACAGAAACUUUAUAUGGUAUAUAUUACAGAACCUUGUUGAGAAGGGAAAGUUUAUGUUAAAUCUCUCAUGGUAAAUUGUUGUUUCCUCUAA